This is a messenger RNA of Boleophthalmus pectinirostris (great blue-spotted mudskipper), 405 nucleotides long. It is a transcript of the gene nppa, whose product is annotated as natriuretic peptide A. Lineage: Eukaryota; Metazoa; Chordata; Actinopteri; Gobiiformes; Gobiidae. The transcript is spliced from 2 exons. The record is from RefSeq and is a predicted model, not a curated record. Gene Ontology annotation, molecular function: hormone receptor binding; hormone activity. Bases 1 to 405 code for a protein of 134 amino acids. Gene Ontology annotation, biological process: receptor guanylyl cyclase signaling pathway; negative regulation of systemic arterial blood pressure; cGMP biosynthetic process. Gene Ontology annotation, cellular component: nucleus; cytoplasm; extracellular region.
AUGAGGACCGUGUGCCUGUGGGCUCUGCUGCUGCCUCUGCUCUGCCAGCUGUACCCAGGGGCCCGGGCGCACAGCCUGGCACGAGCCGCCGCCGCCACAGACCUGGACCAGCUCAAGUCGGUGCUUCAGCGCCUGGAGGCGAGUCUGUCUGCGGCGCCCGACGAGGAGGCGGAGCCUGGGGACUACGCGCCGGAGCCCGGGAGGGGGGCGGGGUUCAGGGGGUCGGAGGAGGCGGAGCCCGGGAGCGUGAGGGGGGCGGGGUCUGAGGAGCCCAGUCCGAGGAGUCAGCUGCUGGACCUGCUCCUCAGCGCUCGCCGCUCCUCGUCCGGCUGCUUCGGCGCUCGGAUGGAUCGGAUCGGAAACGCCAGCGGCCUGGGCUGCGGCAGAGGUCAGAGGUCACACUAG